Molecule: messenger RNA, 1461 nt
Organism: Abrus precatorius (Indian licorice)
Lineage: Eukaryota; Viridiplantae; Streptophyta; Magnoliopsida; Fabales; Fabaceae
Product: probable arabinosyltransferase ARAD1
Exons: 2
Coding region: 1-1461 (486 amino acids)
Molecular function (GO): glycosyltransferase activity
Source: RefSeq, a predicted model, not a curated record
AUGGGAGAUAGAACCGUGUCAACCUCUACCAUCAAGGUUGUUUCUAGAAAGUCCUUGUGCUGUUUCUUCGCAAUGACAACGUUGUUGUUCGUGUUGUCAUGGUUGUUCAUUCUGCGUUCCACCAGUUCCACUCAUCAAAAUCCAACCCUUUUCUCUUCCUUUAGUGACUCAGAUUCUGAUCAGGUGCGUGACAAAACCGUGGAACCCUCAUUUAGCAAUAGAGCAAUACUCGUGGACAACGAAAAAGAAGAUGAGAAACAACUACAAGAACCUAAAGAAGAAAAAGGUGUGAAUUGCAUGGCACGUGACAAAACUCUUCUGAAAGUUUUCAUGCAUGAUUUGCCUUCUGAGUUCCAUUUUGGACUUUUGGAUUGGAAACCUGAAGGAAACAGUGUUUGGCCAGAUAUAAGAACUAAAAUACCCAGUUACCCUGGAGGGUUGAAUUUGCAGCAUAGUAUAGAGUAUUGGCUUACUUUGGAUCUUCUUGCGUCAGAACUACCUGAAGGCUCCAGUGCUAGGAGUGUAAUUAGAGUUAGAAACUCAAGUGAAUCUGAUGUUAUUUUUGUGCCAUUCUUUUCUUCUUUGAGUUAUAACCGGUGCUCAAGAACUAGUCCACAUGAAAAGAAGAGCAAGAACAAGGUGUUGCAAGAUAAGUUGGUGAAGUAUUUGACAGCUCAAGGGGAAUGGAAGAGAUCAGGGGGAAGGGACCAUGUGAUCUUGGCUCAUCAUCCAAAUAGUAUGUCGGAUGCGAGAAUGAAGUUGUGGCCUGCUACCUUCAUACUCUCAGAUUUUGGGAGGUACCCUCCCAACAUAGCCAAUGUUGAGAAAGAUGUGAUUGCACCUUAUAAACAUGUAGUUGCACCCUAUGUCAAUGAUCAAUCCACCUUUGAUAGCCGUCCAUUAUUGCUCUACUUUCAAGGAGCAAUACAUAGAAAAGAUGGAGGUCAUGUACGGCAAGAACUAUUUAAUCUUUUAAAACAUGAAAAAGAUGUGCAUUUUUCAUUUGGGAGUGUUAAAAAAGGUGGAGUAAAAAAGGCCACUGAAGGCAUGCGAUCUUCCAAGUUCUGCCUCAACAUAGCUGGUGACACCCCUUCAUCAAACCGCUUGUUUGAUGCAAUUACUAGCCACUGUGUUCCUGUUAUCAUCAGUGAUGAAAUUGAGUUGCCAUAUGAGGAUGUGCUUGACUACUCUCAAUUUUGCAUAUUUGUUCGUACAAAGGAUGCUCUCAAAAAGAAGUUUCUGAUAAACUUCAUUAGGAGUAUUGACAAGGAUGAGUGGACUAGAAUGUGGAACAUGUUGAAAGAGGUUCAAAGUUUCUUUGAGUUUCAGUUCCCAUCUAGGGAAGGUGAUGCUGUCCAAAUGAUUUGGCAAGCUGUUGCACGUAAGGUUCCUUUCAUGAAAUUGAAAACAAACAGGUCUAGAAGGUUUUUCAGGUCUCUCUAUGGUACUAAAUUUUUGUGA